UGUCAUUGUUGGCAGCAUCAGCAGGCAUGUAAAGAGGGUGGAGAUGGCACCUGGGGGCACCGGAUAAAGAGACCUAAUCGGCCACCCUGGACCAUUCCAGCUGGAUCGAAGUGACGCCCUCGUCCGCCCUCGCCCGUCCUCGUCCGCCCACGUCUUUUCCCAUCUUUCUUGACAGCUUCUUGCCAUGCCACCAAAGAAGAAGGAAGAGCCCGCACCAGCGCCAGCGCCCAAAGCGCCCGAACCCGAGCGCCCUAAGACCCCGGUGUUCAACCCCUCAUCUAUAACGCUGGAAUUCACCCCCGAGCAAAUUGAAGAUUUUAAGGACGCGUUCCAGUUGUUUGACAGGACUGCCAACAAUGAGAUGAAAAUUACCUACGGUCAGUGUGGGGAUCUGAUCCGAGCUUUGGGACAGAAUCCCACCAACGCCGAGAUCAUGUAUGUUCUUGGGAAGCCCAAAGCUGAAGACAUGCAGUCCAAGAUGUUGGACUUUGACCAGUUCCUGCCCAUCCACCAGCACAUCUGCAAGGCCAAAGAUCGCGGCACCUUCGAGGACUUUGUGGAGGGCCUGAGGGUAUUCGACAAGGAGGGCAACGGCACCGUCAUGGGCGCUGAGCUGAGACACGUCCUGGCAACGCUAGGUGAGAAGAUGCGAGAGGACGAAGUGGAGCAGCUAAUGCAGAACCAAGAGGAUGCUAACGGAUGCAUCAACUAUGAAGCUUUUGUCAAAUACCUCAUGGCCUCUUGAACAACAAACUUCAGUACCACUGUAUUUGUGUCUUUGUCCUUUUGGUGCUGCCUUAUUGUGCAUCAUGACAGCCUUCAUCUCAUCCCUGUGCAUAAUGCAGAACAAGGAACAGAAAUAAAUAACAUUUAAUAAGGAAAUAUUGUGUGUCUGUGUCACAAAUUUAAACCAU
Molecule: messenger RNA, 914 nt
Organism: Dunckerocampus dactyliophorus (ringed pipefish)
Lineage: Eukaryota; Metazoa; Chordata; Actinopteri; Syngnathiformes; Syngnathidae
Gene: myl13
Product: myosin, light chain 13
Exons: 5
Coding region: 185-745 (186 amino acids)
Cellular component (GO): myosin II complex
Molecular function (GO): calcium ion binding
Source: RefSeq, a predicted model, not a curated record